AUGGCAGGAUCAAGAGUAACACAGACAACAAAGACGCCCUUAAUUCUGGUAUUAUGGAGUUUAGUGGCUCUCAUGGCUGCUGUGGGAAAGCAGGAUGUCAUGGGGCAAUCAAACUGCAAUGGUGCCCUUGUAAGCUUAUCGCCCUGUCUCCAUUUCAUAACAGGAAAUGGGACGAUCCCUUCACAAGGGUGCUGCGGCUCCCUUGCUUUUGUUGUGAAGAAUAACGCUCCAUGUCUGUGUCAGCUGCUGACUGGUAAUAAUUCGCUGCGGAUUCCCAUUAAUCAGACUCGAGCUCUUGCUCUGCCCGCCCAAUGCAAAGUGACUACGCCACCUGUCAGCCGAUGCCAAAAUUCAGAAGCUCCUGUUGCUUCGCCUUCUUCGAUCGAUUCUGGUAUUCCAAGCAGUCAGGCUACCCCGGGGUCAGAUCCCUUAGAGACGAGUUCAGGUUUCGGGAGUAUUUCAUCUUCUGUGAUUAACCUGCUGGUGGGAAUUGUCUUAAACAUGUACAUGUUCAAGGCAUUGAGUAAUAGCUUGCGUUGA
Cryptomeria japonica (Japanese cedar) is the source of this 540-nucleotide messenger RNA. RefSeq names its product non-specific lipid transfer protein GPI-anchored 5-like. The record is from RefSeq and is a predicted model, not a curated record. The transcript is spliced from 2 exons. The coding region runs from base 1 to 540 and encodes 179 amino acids. NCBI's taxonomy places the organism in Eukaryota, Viridiplantae, Streptophyta, Pinopsida, Cupressales, Cupressaceae.